Fusarium fujikuroi IMI 58289 is the source of this 873-nucleotide messenger RNA. Its product is annotated as probable phosducin. The transcript has 2 exons. The record is from RefSeq and is a predicted model, not a curated record. Bases 1 to 873 code for a protein of 290 amino acids. Gene Ontology annotation, biological process: regulation of G protein-coupled receptor signaling pathway. Lineage: Eukaryota; Fungi; Ascomycota; Sordariomycetes; Hypocreales; Nectriaceae.
AUGUCAACUGCCGCUCAAGAAGAGUUCAACGACCUGGUCGCCAAGAACACAUAUCGCGAAACCCUCCACCCCGAGGACCGUGACGACCCCGAUCUUAAGAACCACCAAGAUCUUUCCGAAGAAGACGUUUUCCGUAACGCCCAGAUCGAUAACGCAAUGCGCAUGCCUACUGUCGAUCGCCUCACCGGCGCUGGCGCCUCUGAGAUCAAGCUCCCUCCUGUCUCUUUCGACAGCGGCCGCGCUACUGGCGUCAAGGGAGUCAUUGCCGAUGCGAGAAACUACGAGGCUGCCCGCAAGAACAAGUGGCGACACCGAGUCCGCACUGCCCGCAACAGCAUCUUCGGCAUUGAAGCUCCCACUCCCGUCAAGAGCGAUACCGAGAGCAGCGAUGACGAUGCGAAGAGCGCAAGUGAUGCCGACGAGGAGGCUUUCCUUGCUGAGUGGCGCGAGAGCCGACGACGUGAGCUUGAGAGCGAGGCCAGCCGAUCUGUUAGAAAUCGACGAACAAGUCCCAGUGUACGCAUCUAUGGCCGACUAGAUGAGGUCGAUGCUCUUGGCUACCUCGACGCCAUUGAGAAGGUUGGAAGGGAAACAACUGUUGUCGUGUUUGUGUAUGAUCAUGAGUGUGAGGUCUCUGCUACUAUCGAGUCAGCACUCAUGCCCAUUGUCAAGACCAACCCCGAGGUUCACUUCGUCAAGGUCCACUAUGAAGAGAUCGAAUUUGACAACGCUGCCGUGCCCGCUAUGCUCGGAUAUCGAAACCAAGGUGACCUGUUCGCCAACUUGACAGGUCUGAUCGAGAUGAUCCCUGACGAUGAGACCUUUGGCACCUCAUCGUUAAAGCAACUACUACAACAACACACUAUUCUAUAA